This is a messenger RNA of Budorcas taxicolor (takin), 4191 nucleotides long. RefSeq names its product zinc finger protein 536 (gene ZNF536). NCBI's taxonomy places the organism in Eukaryota, Metazoa, Chordata, Mammalia, Artiodactyla, Bovidae. Bases 1 to 4191 code for a protein of 1396 amino acids. The transcript is spliced from 5 exons. Gene Ontology annotation, biological process: regulation of DNA-templated transcription. Gene Ontology annotation, molecular function: RNA polymerase II cis-regulatory region sequence-specific DNA binding; DNA-binding transcription factor activity, RNA polymerase II-specific. Gene Ontology annotation, cellular component: nucleus. The record is from RefSeq and is a predicted model, not a curated record.
AUGGAAGAAGCCAGUCUGUGCCUUGGAGUGUCCUCGGCGGCGCCGGAAGCAGAGCCCCAUCUAAGCGGCCCCGUCCUCAACGGCCAGUAUGCCAUGAGUCAGAAGUUGCACCAGAUCACCUCCCAGCUCAGCCAUGCUUUCCCCGAGCUACAUCCGCGGCCCAACCCCGAGGAGAAGACCCCCGCGCCUCUCGACGAGAAGGCCCACGUGCCCAUGAGUGGCCAGCCCAUGGGCAGUCAGAUGGCGCUCCUGGCCAACCAGCUGGGCCGGGACGUGGACACCAGCCUCAACGGGCGGGUGGAUCUGCAGCAGUUCCUCAACGGUCAGAACCUGGGCAUCAUGUCCCAGAUGAGCGACAUCGAGGACGACGCCCGCAAAAACCGGAAGUACCCGUGCCCACUGUGCGGCAAGCGCUUCCGCUUCAACAGCAUCCUCUCUCUGCACAUGCGCACUCACACCGGCGAGAAGCCCUUCAAGUGCCCGUACUGCGACCACCGGGCGGCGCAGAAAGGGAACCUCAAGAUCCACCUGCGGACCCACAAGCUGGGCAAUCUUGGGAAGGGGCGCGGGCGGGUGCGCGAGGAAAACCGCCUGCUGCACGAGCUGGAGGAGAGGGCUAUCUUGCGGGACAAGCAGAUGAAGAGCAGCCUGCUUCAGCCCCGUCCCGACCUGAAGCCCCUGGCGCACGCCCAGCAGGCCCCGCUGGCCGCCUGCAACCUGGCCCUGCCCACCAACCACAGCGUGCCCGACGUGGCCAACACAGUGCCCUCGCCCAAGCCAGCCAGCGUGCAGGAGGAUGCGGUGGCCCCCGCCGCUGGCUUCCGCUGCACCUUCUGCAAGGGCAAGUUCAAGAAGCGGGAGGAGCUAGACCGCCACAUCCGCAUCUUGCACAAGCCCUACAAGUGCACGCUGUGUGACUUCGCCGCCUCGCAGGAGGAGGAGCUCAUAAGCCACGUGGAGAAGGCCCACAUCACGGCCGAGUCGGCCCAGGGCCAGGGCCCCAACGGCGGCGGGGAGCAGUCUGCCAACGAGUUCCGCUGCGAGGUGUGUGGGCAGGUGUUCAGCCAGGCGUGGUUCCUGAAGGGCCACAUGCGGAAGCACAAGGACUCCUUCGAGCACUGCUGCCAGAUUUGCGGCCGGCGCUUCAAAGAGCCCUGGUUCCUAAAGAACCACAUGAAGGUCCACCUCAACAAGCUGUCCGUGAAGAACAAGUCCCCCAGCGACCCCGAGGUGCCUGUGCCCAUGGGCAGCAUGUCCCAAGAGGCCCAUGCCAACCUGUACUCCAGGUAUCUCUCCUGCCUGCAGAGCGGCUUCAUGGCCGCAGACAAAGCCAGCCUGAGCGAGCCCAGCCAGCUCUACGGCAAAGGUGAGCUGCCCCUGAAAGAGAAGGAGGUGGUGGGGAAGCUGCUGACCCCCAUCUCCAGCAUGGCCCACGGUGUCCCUGAGGGCGACAAGCACUCCCUCCUAGGAUGCCUCAACCUGGUGCCGCCGCUGAAAUCCAGCUGCAUCGAGCGGUUGCAGGCGGCGGCCAAGGCUGCUGAGAUGGACCCCGUGAACAGCUACCAGGCUUGGCAGCUCAUGGCCAGGGGCAUGGCCAUGGAACACGGCUUCUUGUCUAAAGAGCACCAGCUACAGCGCAACCACGAAGACACUUUGGCAAACGCCGGAGUUCUGUUUGAUAAGGAGAAGCGGGAGUACGUGUUAGUGGGAGCAGAUGGCUCCAAGCAGAAAAUGCCUGCUGAUUUGGUUCACAGCACUAAAGUGGGCAAUCAGAGAGACCUGCCAAAUAAGCUCGACCCUUUAGAAGGCAGUCGGGAUUUUUUGUCACACGGGCUCAACCAGGCUCUCGAGUAUAACCUGCAGGGUCCCGGGAGCCUGAAGGAGAAGCCCACCGAGUGCCCGGAUUGCGGCCGAGUGUUCCGCACCUACCACCAGGUGGUCGUGCACUCCCGCGUGCACAAGAGGGACCGCAAGGGUGACGAGGAUGGGCUGCACGGGGGCCCCGACGAGCGGCGCGGCUCGGGCAGCGACCAGGAGUCCCAGUCGGUGAGCCGCUCCACCACGCCCGGCUCCUCCAACGUCACCGAGGAGAGCGGGGUCGGAGGCGGGCUCUCGCAGACCGGGAGCGCCCAGGAGGACAGCCCGCACCCCUCCUCGCCGUCCUCCUCAGACAUUGGCGAGGAGGCUGGGAGAUCGGCCGGCGUCCAGCAGCCCGCACUGCUUCGUGACAGGAGCCUAGGAUCAGCCAUGAAGGACUGCCCAUACUGUGGGAAAACCUUCCGGACAUCCCAUCACCUAAAGGUCCACCUGAGGAUACACACAGUGUGUGUCCACACCAUAACCAGCGGGAGGAAAGGAAGUGACUUGUACCCACAAGGUGAGAAACCCUACAAAUGCCCCCACUGUGAUUAUGCCGGUACCCAAUCAGCUUCCUUAAAAUACCACCUAGAACGGCACCACCGGGAGCGGCAGAAUGGAGCUGGGCCACUGUCUGGGCAGCCCCCGAACCAAGACCACAGGGACGAGCUGUCCAACAGAGCCGCUUUGUUUAUCAGGCCAGACAUCCUGCGGGGCGCCUUUAAGGGGCUCCCCGGAAUCGACUUCAGAGGUGGUCCUGCGUCUCAGCAGUGGACGUCAGGAGCGCUCUCAUCCGGAGAUCACACAGGACAGGCCAGUGGCAUGUCUUCUGAGGCUCCUUCAGACACCCUGAAAGGCACUGACCUUCCUUCCAAAAGCACCCACUUCUCCGAAAUCGGGAGAGCUUAUCAAAGUAUCGUGAACAACGGUGUGAAUUUCCAAGGGUCCUUGCAGGCGUUCAUGGACAGCUUUGUCCUAAGCUCCUUGAAGAAGGAGAAGGACUUGAAGGACAAAGCCCUCUCUGACCCUCCUUCCAUGAAGGUCCACGGGGCGGAUGGUGGCGAGGAGAAGGUGGGCGGCAGGGUGGCCCCCAGGAAGUCUGAGAAGUCUCAGUAUGAGCCCCUGGACUUGUCUGUGCGGCCGGACGCUGCCUCCCUCCCGGGCUCCUCGGUGACUGUGCAAGACAGCAUUGCGUGGCACGGCUGCUUGUUUUGUGCUUUCACAACGUCCUCUAUGGAGCUGAUGGCCCUUCAUCUCCAGGCCAACCACCUGGGCAAAGCGAAACGCAAAGAUAACACUAUCGGGGUGACAGUCAAUUGCAAAGACCAAGCCCGGGAGGCCAGUAAAGCGGCCUUGCUGCCCUCGGUACAAUCAAACAAAGAGAUGGCGCUUUCCACCAUGAUGGGACCUCUAGACUCGGCUUCCGAGAAGAUGGCCCAAGGACAGGUCAAAGAGACUCUGGGGGAGCAGAAGGGCGGCCCAUGGCCCAGCCACGUGGACCCCUCAUUCUGUAGCUUCCCAUCAGACUUCUACAAGCAGUUCGGUGUUUACCCAGGCCUGCUGGGCUCGGGGGCUGCCAGCUCCUGCCCCAACAGGGAGCCCGACGGGAAGGCCCACUCCGAAGAUGACGCCCCGAUCCUGAUCCCCGAAACCACAAAUAAGAACACUACUGAUGACCUCUCGGACAUCGCCUCCUCGGAGGACAUGGACUCCUCCAAGGGAGAAAACAACGAGGAAGAGGAUAUUGACACAGAGCCGGAGGUGAUGAGCAAGCCGCCUGCCCUGAGCAAGGACGGGGGCAGCGACAGUGGCGACAGCCUGCUGCCCACAGGCGCCCCACAGCCUGUCCAGGGACUGGUCUCCCCUCUGCCCCAGGCGUCGGAGAAGCAAUGGCACAGCCCGGGCCUUCUUCCAGCCCAGGACCCCACGGCAGGCCUGCCCAAGCCGGAGCGGGGCCCCCAGGGCCUGGAGAAGCCGAUGAACGUGCUGUCGGUCCUCAGGGCCUAUAGCUCUGAUGGCUUAGCAGCCUUUAACGGACUUGCAAGCAGCACAGCAAAUUCUGGAUGUAUCAAGAGGCCAGACUUGUGUGGUCACAGGCCUUUCCAGUGCCGCUACUGUCCCUACAGUGCCUCUCAGAAGGGAAAUCUGAAGACCCACGUCCUCUGUGUCCAUCGCAUGCCUUUUGACAACAGCCAAUACCCUGACCGCAGGUUCAAGCGCUCCAGAGUCGACUCGGAGGCUUCUGGGAAUUUCGAAGACCCCGCAGCUGUCAAGGCGGGGAGCUCAGCAGAGUUAACGGAGGAAGGCAGCAAGGCCCAGGAGGAGCGCAACUGA